Mus pahari (shrew mouse) is the source of this 1856-nucleotide messenger RNA. It is a transcript of the gene Fam124a, whose product is annotated as family with sequence similarity 124 member A. The transcript is spliced from 5 exons. Bases 40 to 1647 code for a protein of 535 amino acids. Lineage: Eukaryota; Metazoa; Chordata; Mammalia; Rodentia; Muridae. The record is from RefSeq and is a predicted model, not a curated record.
GGGUCCCGGGGCCGAGGGAGCGCGGAGGGCACGCGCGCCAUGAACCCGAAGGCGGGCGGUGAGGAAGAGGACUGCGUGGACUCUGGCGCCGAGACCGGAGGGUCCGACUACAGCCACCUGUCCUCCACCAGCAGUAAAUGUGAGCUUUCUGUGGAGGAGGCACAGGACCCUUUCCUGGUGAGCAUCCACAUCAUCGCAGACCCAGGGGAGUCACAGCCACUGCAGGAGGCCAUCGACAAGGUUUUGGCGUGGGUUCACCCUGAUCUCCCACUGUUCCGAGUGUCUGAGCGGCGCACAGUCAGGCGAAGGCGGAAGUCUCCCAAGGGUGCACAGCCGGCGUUGGCAGUGGUGCUGUUCCUGCAGGAGGAGUACGGAGAGGAACAGAUCCUACAGGUACACAGGGUGCUGCAGCAGCCGCCCUGGCGCCACCACCACACAGAGCGAGUGCAUGGCCGCUUCAUACCCUACCUGCCUUGCAGUCAGGACUUCUUCACUCUGGCUCCCGGGACCCCACUGUGGGCAAUCAGACCGGUGCACUACGGCAAGGAAAUCGUGCGCUUCACCAUCUACUGUCGCCAUAACAGCUAUGCUGACAGCCUCCGCUUCUAUGAGCUGAUCUUGCGCCGGAGCCCCAGCCAGCGGAAAGCAGACUUCUGCAUCUUCCCCAUUUUCUCCAAUCUGGAUGUGGACAUCCAGUUCUCCCUGAAAAGACUACCCUGCGACCAGAAGCCAGUGCCCACCGACUCCUCCGUGCUGGAGUUCCGAGUGAAGGACAUCGGGCAACUGGUACCGCUCCUCCCCAACCCCUGCAGCCCCAUCAGCGAGGGGCGCUGGCAGACUGAGGACCACGAUGGCAACAAGAUCCUUCUGCAGGCACAGAGGACACACAAAAAGGCCCCCAAGUACGGCAGAGCGCAUCACUCCUCGGAGAAGAAACCGCACUCCGCUCCUCUGGCAGCCGUCGUCGACACACCAGACACAGGACAGGGCAGCAGCCAGACAGCCCUACGUAACAGCCCAUGCAAACAGAUAGCCCGGCUCCCUGGGGACAGCCCACAGUCGAGCACCUCCAGCCCUGCCUGGUCUUUCCAGAGAAGCAAGUCUUUGUUUUGUUUGCCCAGUGGAGGCCCCUCCCCGACUGAACCACAACCACUACCGACUGAUUCCCAGAGACACAGUGCGUCAGAGUGGAAGCCCAGCCGCCUCAUGUCCAUUGAUGACUUAGAGGGGGCCCAAGAGACAGAUGUGGACACGGGCCUGCGGCUGUCCUCCUCAAACCUGUCUGUGGUCUCUGCAUAUUCUGCCCCCAGUAGGUUUUGCAACACAGUAGAGGCAUCCCUCUCCUCCGAGAGAUGUAGCAGCCACUGGCCAGCACACAAGAGUCCCAAGAAAGGACCACUGCCCGCUGCCAGUGAGGUGAGCCCAGACACUGCCUGUGUUUCCCACUCUCUCCUCACCAAAGGGUCCCCCAGGCCUGAAGAGACAACUACUCCUGGCCUCUCAGCUUCUGAUGCCUCCUUGCUCACAGAGUUAUCCACACCCCUGCCAUGUCAUGACCCCAAAGCCACACAGGGGGUCCAAGGCAUGCCAUUGCCUCCAACAACGGUUGGUUCCGAGACUGAUGACAUGGAGGAGUUCUACAUCUGAGCGCAUCUUGGCUUUCAGACAGACUCAGUCACAGAAACCGGGGUACCACUGUACCCGGCUCUUUGUUCACAGGGUGCUCUCAGCCCCGUUUGCCAGCUGACUCGAACUUAAUUAUCUGUCUUGGGGGAGCGUUGGCAUGUUGACCGUGCCACCUAUCCUUAGCUGACAGUUGCCAUAUUUCUAGAGGUUCAGAAAAAAGAAGAAGGAGA